Molecule: messenger RNA, 1449 nt
Organism: Penicillium griseofulvum
Lineage: Eukaryota; Fungi; Ascomycota; Eurotiomycetes; Eurotiales; Aspergillaceae
Exons: 2
Coding region: 1-1449 (482 amino acids)
Source: RefSeq, a predicted model, not a curated record
AUGACCAGCGAUCGGAGAUUCCAGCGUACUCUGUUGGCAGUGGCAGAAGCCGUCCAAACAUUUUCCGUUGGAACAUUUGACUUUGCAGAGAGUAUCAAGCAGAUAUGGGGACCGCAGACCGAGCCGGAUGCAGUGGAGACCUCCAAUCCACUGCCCGUUGAGGGCACGCAGGAUGUCCAAGUGGUUGAUAAACCUCGAGGAAGAACGCCAAUUUCUCAGAACGGAUAUCAAUUGCCAAUCAACUCCCAUAGUCAUCCGCCGUCUGUGACUAUGGAGGACGCGCACUUAGAACCAUUGCAUGAAGAAAUUGGGCUGCUAGACACGGCAAAUUCGCAGCUGUCUAAGGAUAUGGACGCUCUAGCUACGUCUACACGGCAAUCUGUCAAAUGCUGCUACUCAUGCUAUGCGCGCUGGAUGCACGAAAGUGCGAAUCCACGUUGUCAAUCCAUCCCAGGGCGGACGGCGUGCGAAUAUUGUGUACGCAUGCAGAUUAGCUGUAACAUGAUUCCAGAAGGCGAGAUGAGGGAGAUGUUGCAAUGCAAAAGAGAGGCUGAACUUCAGGUUGCAGCGCAAAACGACAAUGCCUCGAUAGGGCGAGACCCAGUUUAUGAGGCUUUCCAGCUACUCGGAGCGCACUUGGUGUCCUCGUUUGGGGACAUACCACGGCAGAAGGCUACUUCAAAGCGAGCCUAUCAGGAUAUCGAUGAGCAGCAAUCUAUGUCCAAACGGCAGCGGACCCAUGAAGUGCGAGAAGAAGCAGUCCCACAUCGGAAUGAGCACCUGAAAAAGGCUACGCAACAGGACCAUGAUGACCACGGAGCGGCGAGAGGCAGGUAUUAUUCAUCGUCUUUGUCAGAUUCGUCAUCAUCGGUGUCGUCGACAGAGGAAGAAGUGAAAGUGCAAAUAAAGAGAGAAACAAUUUCGCCAGUCAGAAUUUCAAAUCAGGUGCCAGUUGCGCGUACAAUGACACACAAAGAGGCAGUACAUCUGGAGGAAGAGAAUGAAAGAUCCUCUACUUUGACACAGGAACAGUCCUCGGAAGAGUCAUCACUAGAAGAGGAUAACCAUGAACACUCCUCUGAAGAAGAUGAUGAGGAACCGGAAGAAGAAACAUUGCAAGCUCUAGCAGAAAGAGUGUCUCAAUGGGAAGAAGGUUUUCCCAAAACCGCGCCGAUUCUACAACAGGAUGAGAGUGAACCAUCCUCAUCAUCGUCGGAAGCUGACUCCUCAGAAGAAGUGUCAGAGGCAGAACCUGAAGAGCAACUAAAGAACCAAUUGGGACCAGAAGCUGGUUCGCAAGAUGAACACAAAGAGACAGUGAAAGCAAUCUCUAUCCUACCAGAGGAGGAGAAUGACGAAUCCGGGUCACCCUCGUCUUCAUCGGAAGACUCAUCUUCAGAAGAAGGGUCAGAUGACGAACCGGGGGAACCAGAGCAACCGGCAGGAUAA